Messenger RNA from Panicum hallii, 1928 nucleotides. Its product is annotated as serine/threonine-protein kinase HT1-like. Gene Ontology annotation, molecular function: protein kinase activity; ATP binding. The coding region runs from base 481 to 1614 and encodes 377 amino acids. The record is from RefSeq and is a predicted model, not a curated record. Gene Ontology annotation, biological process: protein phosphorylation. NCBI's taxonomy places the organism in Eukaryota, Viridiplantae, Streptophyta, Magnoliopsida, Poales, Poaceae. The transcript has 3 exons.
CUCUCUCUCUCUCAACAAAACUCGCUAAAUUGCAUCGCAUGUUAUUCUCUCUCUCCCCCAAAACUCCAAACCCAUCACUCUCCCUCUGCCCCCUCCUCAAUUGCAACGAUCUGCCUUGCAUCUUCUCCUCCGUCCGUUUCCAGUCCCAUGCGUAAUCAUCUUUCGGGAUUGAAUCUCUCGAUCUCCUGCCGCCCUCAGCGAGUUCGACUCCAGCCAGUGAGAGAAAUGUAGGCGCCGCAGAUCGCCCCAAAAUCCCUGCUCUAUCGAAAAUCCAAUCUUUUUUCAGCCCGAAUCCGACUCUUCCUGCAGUAAAGUUUGGAUUUUAAGAAGCUUUUCCGACGUGCGAGAUUUCUGUUCACCAGUCUCCAGGAAGCCGGUUCGUCUUCACAGACGUUUCGGUUCGUUCGCAUUGCUUCAAAGAUCCAUCCAAACUCUCCGCGCCGUUCGCACCCCGACGAAGCUGCGGUCGCUUGGGGGGAGAUGAAGAGUCUGCAGUGCUUCAAGCAGAGCAGCGGCGGCGGGAAUGGUUGCGGGCCGGGGAAGCGGCUGGAGCGGCGGCUGUCGCUGGGCGAGUACAAGAAGGCGGUGUCGUGGUCCAAGUACCUGAUAGCUCCGCCGGGCGCCAGGAUCCGCGGCGGCGGCGAGGAGCUCUGGAGCGCCGACCUGUCCAAGCUGGAGAUCCGGGGCAAGUUCGCCUCAGGCCGCCACAGCCGCGUUUACUCCGGCAGGUACUCCGGCCGUGAGGUGGCCAUCAAGAUGGUCAGCCAGCCAGAGGAGGACGCUGCGCUUGCCACCGAGCUCGAGCGCCAGUUCGCCUCCGAGGUCGCGCUCCUCCUCCGCCUCCACCACCCCAACAUCAUCUCGUUUGUUGCAGCAUGCAAGAAGCCACCAGUAUUCUGUAUCAUCACCGAGUACAUGGCAGGGGGCUCCCUUCGUAAAUAUCUGCAUCAGCAGGAGCCUCAUUCAGUUCCCAUCGAAUUAGUGCUGAAAUUAUCUUUAGAUAUUGCUCGAGGGAUGAGCUACCUCCACUCUCAGGGUAUACUUCAUAGAGACCUGAAAUCAGAGAAUAUACUUCUGGGAGAAGAUAUGUCUGUUAAAGUGGCAGAUUUUGGGAUUUCAUGCUUGGAAUCACAGUGUGGAAGUGGCAAGGGGUUUACAGGAACCUACAGGUGGAUGGCUCCAGAAAUGAUCAAAGAGAAACAUCAUACUAGGAAAGUUGAUGUGUACAGCUUCGGAAUCGUCAUGUGGGAGAUUUUGACUUCUCUGGUUCCGUUCAGUGACAUGACUCCUGAGCAGGCUGCUGUUGCUGUUGCACUAAAGAAUGCUAGGCCACCACUGCCUGCUUCAUGCCCUGUGGCAAUAAGCCACCUGAUAAUGCAAUGCUGGGCGACCAACCCGGACAAAAGACCUCAGUUUGACGACAUAGUUGCGAUCCUUGAGAGCUACAAAGAAGCCCUUGACGACGACCCAUCAUUCUUCUUGUCAUACAUACCACCUCCACCGCACCACAGCCAUCAUCAUCAUCACCACCACCAUCACCACCACCAUCACCAUCAGAGCCUUCUUCGGUGCUUCCCUCGCUCCAUGAGACGAUCUGCAUCUCUGAAAGUAUGAGGCUCGGAUACGGCCUUUGUUCGUUGAUGCAAUGUACAAUAUGCACCUCUUUUCGAAUUUCUUUGUUUCUCUAUGCGCGCCCCAGCCCUCUAUUAUGCGGCAUUAGCAUGCUAUGGUUUAGUUUCUUCUUUUCUCUUGUUGGUAAAUUAUUUCCGUCAUUGAUGCCUUGAGUAAUGUAGAGAUUAGAGGCAGGCAGGCAGCUUCCGGUUAUUAUCUAUGGAUGCCAUUUGCUUUGAGUGAUGGAAAACAUGAAAGAGCCUCAGUAACUGUAAUAUAAUUCAGCUCUUCCUUAAACUCUGUUUGUGCUUCUCGAA